UUGUCAAUGGCCAUCAAUGAUCUGUCAAUUUUGUAAGUAGUUUUUGUGCUACGUGUGUAGAAAUGUUAAAUAUGCGAAUAUUAUAAUAUCUAACUCUACAUACAUUGUACAUACUUAAAGAAAAUACUGGGAAACCUCUAUAGUUUCAGUAUGAAACACAUUAAAGGAAUAUUGCUUUUUUUAUUUGUUACUGGGGCGUUUUCAGAUGAGCAUAGUCACAUAUAUGAAGAUAACGAUGAGGUAGUACUAUGGAUGAAUACAGUAGGCCCAUAUCAUAAUAGGCAAGAGACUUAUGCCUACUUCUCGCUUCCAUUUUGUGCAGGCCCUAAGACACACAUUGACCAUUAUCAUGAGACUCUUAGCGAGGCUCUACAAGGGGUAGAACUAGAAUAUAGUGGUAUUGACAUUGAAUUUAAAAAUAAUGUUCCCAGGUUUCAAUACUGUGUGGUUUAUUUAGAAGAAGAAAAGUUUAAAGCCUUUGUUUAUGCAGUAAAAAAUCAUUACUGGUAUCAAAUGUACAUUGAUGAUCUUCCUAUUUGGGGUGUAGUUGGAGAAGUUAAAGAUAAUAAUUAUUAUAUUUGGACACACAAGAAAUUUGAAAUAGGUUACAAUGGAAAGCAAAUCAUCGAUGUUAACUUAACUUCAGAAGAAAAAGUUCUACUAGCACCGAAUAAUAAACUAAAUUUUUCUUAUGAGGUUAUAUGGAAAAAGACUGACACAAAAUUUGAAGAUAGAUUUGAUAAAUAUUUAGAUCACAAUUUUUUCCAACACAGAAUACAUUGGUUCAGUAUUUUUAAUAGUUUUAUGAUGGUUAUUUUCCUGGUUGGCUUAGUUUCAAUGAUCUUGAUGAGAACUUUAAGGAAAGAUUAUGCCAGAUAUAGCAAAGAUGAUGAUAUUGAUGAUAUGGAAAGAGAUUUAGGGGAUGAAUAUGGUUGGAAACAAGUACAUGGGGAUGUAUUUAGACCGGCCUCAAAUCCCUUAUUAUUUUCCGCUUUGAUUGGUGCAGGUCAUCAACUUACAACUGUAGUUCUUAGUGUUAUUGUGUUUGCCAUAUUAGGAGAACUAUAUACUGAACGCGGAAUGCUGCUGUCGACGGCCAUAUUUGUCUACGCCGUAACUUCCCCUGUCAACGGGUACUUUGGUGGAUCACUGUAUGCGCGUAUGGGCGGAAAAUUAUGGAUUCGACAAAUGGUAGCUUCUGCAUUCAUGCUGCCGGUGUUCGUUUGCGGAACGGCAUUUUUCAUUAAUUUCAUUGCCAUCUAUUAUCACGCGUCGAGGGCCAUACCUUUUGAGACUAUGAUAGCUGUGGUUUGUUUGUGUCUCUUCGUUAUUUUGCCACUCACUUUGGUAGGCACGGUGUUGGGCAGGAAUUUGGCUGGCCAACCUGAUUAUCCAUGCAGAAUAAAUGCUGUGCCAAGACCAAUUCCAGAGAAAAAAUGGUUUAUGGAGCCAGGUGUGAUCAUUUUGCUAGGGGGUGUUUUGCCUUUUGCUAGUAUUUUUAUUGAAAUGUACUUUAUUUUCACAUCGUUUUGGGCCUACAAAAUCUACUAUGUCUAUGGUUUUAUGCUGCUCGUUUUUCUGAUACUGAUUAUUGUUACGAUAUGCGUCACGAUCGUUUGCACAUACUUCUUACUGAAUGCAGAAGAUUAUCGCUGGCAAUGGACCUCAUAUUUGGCGGCCGCCUCUACCGCUGCCUAUGUUUACGUCUACGCAAUUUACUAUUUCUUUUUCAAAACAAAGAUGUACGGAUUGUUCCAAACAACAUUUUACUUCGGAUACAUGGCCCUGUUCAGCGGUGUCCUAGGUAUCAUAUGCGGUACCGUUGGCUACAUAGGUACCAGCGUAUUCGUAAGGAAAAUUUACUCUACUGUUAAAAUCGACUGAGAUGCAUACACGGUAAAAAUUGGACUAUUUGGUUUAAAGAAAAUAUGAACAAAAUAUUUUCUACAAUGUUAAAAAAAGUUUUUUAUGUAAAUAUUUGUUACUGAUUGCUGGAAUGAAUGCGAAAAGGAUGGACGAAGAGAAUGUAUGUGUAUUCAUGUUUCGACGAUAUGAUAAACCAUUAGGCCAUUAUAUUUCGUUCAAAAUAGUUUAAAUUAUAUUUUUUUAAUUUAAUUUUUGAUUUUUUUGGGAAAAUCUAUUUCUACAUUCGUAAUUGAAUUUGACUUUUUUAAGUUUUCAUAAAAUACAUUGAUAAAGUCUUGUGAUAAAAUUGCACUACAUAAUAUUAUAUUUUAAAUUCUCAAUGUCUAUGUUAUACACACAAUAUCUAUUGCAUAUACUUGAAGGUUGUAUUAACUUGGUCAAUUUGUUAUCUUUAUUAUAUGUGAUUUUACUACAGUUAAUAAAUACAGAGUCUUUUAAAAAUAUUUUUGAGUAAUUAUACAUAAGAUUGCCCAAUGUUUUUAAAACACUCUGUCCAAUAAAAUAUUUAUUUAACACUUUUCGUGUAAUGUGCAGUAACACACUUUCUCUAUUUUUCUAUUUUGUAUCAAGAUAAUUCGAAAUGCAAAUGUUUUUGAUUUGAUAAAGUAAAAGUUCUUGCGGUACAUUUGAACUACCGCAUAUUCUUUAACACAGGGCUUAUGCAGUUCAAGAUUACUAAACUUAUCUUGAGACUGCAUUGCUGUAUUAGAGUUAUCUGUUGUUUAAUUAAUAUGAAUAGUCACUCUACUAUAUUAGUAUAUAACGGAAACUGUAAAGAUAGUAUUAAUAAAUUAAUAAAAAUAAA
Molecule: messenger RNA, 2731 nt
Organism: Sitophilus oryzae (rice weevil)
Lineage: Eukaryota; Metazoa; Arthropoda; Insecta; Coleoptera; Curculionidae
Gene: TM9SF3
Product: transmembrane 9 superfamily member 3
Exons: 11
Coding region: 151-1884 (577 amino acids)
Biological process (GO): protein localization to membrane
Cellular component (GO): membrane
Source: RefSeq, a predicted model, not a curated record